AUGCCCAUCACCGAAAGCGAUGUCGGCAUUACCGAAUUCCUUAGCUACCACCGCCCCUUUCGCGCAAUCCUAAAACAGCGCAUCAAUGACUUUGUCGUCAACGAGGUCACCCGCUCCGGCAAGAUAGCCAAGCUUACCCGUUUGGCCCAGUUUCAGAGCAAACCGUCUCCCAGGGAGCACGAAACCACUGCGGCUGAUAAUGCGGGCAACCAAUCCACACAACCUGCGUUCGAGGCACUAGAAGCCUGUUUUGAAGAACCGCAACGAGCAUCCAUUUCAGACCUCAUCCGGAAGGCUAUCGACUCUCAGGAAUCCGAAGUCGUGCUUCCCAUUUGUACUGACAAGCAAAGACGAACGGCUAUGCACGUCUGGGUUCGCAACAACAUUCCACAAUACAUCACCGACACAGUGACGCGUGAGGUUGACGACACCCAAGGACAGGCCGUCCGACUGCGCCUCAAGAAAUCUUGCCGCCCCUGGAAGCGCCGCCGCACCGACUCCUUGUUCAACACCGAUGCCGUCGAUGCUGCCACGUACGACCCGCGCGAGGGCAAGCACCUCCCGCACAAGCAUCGCGAAUGGCGUGAGGAUGCCCCGCCGCAAGUCACCCGCCAAACUUACGUCCAGUUUGUGCUGUGGAAGAGAAACAAAGAUACCAUGGACGCCCUCAAUACGCUCUCCAAGAUCUUACGUGUUCCGUCCAGCGCUUUUGCGUACGCGGGGACAAAGGAUAAGAGGGCCGUUACCACCCAGCUCGUUCAGGUGCGAGGGGUUUCCGAGAGCCGCUUCGCCCACGCGAAUAGGACGAUAACUAGGCGCGAGAGGGGUGGAAGAUCGAUAGCGGUUGGCGACGUUGAAAUAUUGCCGAAGGAGACAAAAGGGUCGCUAGGGCUGGGCGAUUUGAAAGGAAAUCGCUUUACCCUAGCACUUCGGGAUUUGGAUUUAGCAACUGAGGACGAUCGAACGAAUGUGCAAGCGGCUGUGGAGAGUGUGCGCAAGCACGGGUUCGUCAAUUAUUUUGGCUUGCAGAGGUUUGGGUCGGGUGUGUCUGGGACUCACGAGACUGGGUUCGCGUUCCUGCGCGGUGAUUUUGAGGAUGUGUGUCGCAGGAUAUUGCUGCCGUUGCGACUGAACGAGUGGGAUGAAAAUGGGAGAGAUGGCAUCAGACCGGAGCGUCGGCAAAUGAAUGAUGCACUCGAGAAAUUUGGGAAGAGGGAGAUAUCGGCUAAGGAUCUCUUGAGAGUGCUGCCCAAAUGGAUGCAUAUUGAGACGGCCAUCGUCUCAUCGUUUGUCCAUGAUGAAGAUCACGAGCGGGACAGGUAUGAUUACAGGGCUGCCUUUGACAAGCUUCCGCGCAAUUUGCGGCGCAUGUAUGGCCAUGCUGUGCAGAGCUAUCUGUGGAACGUGAUAGCCUCAGAGAGGAUCCGCAUGUGUCGUCCUGAUGAACAGUCCCGCAUGCAUGCUAUCAAGGGAGAUAUCGUGCUCAUGAAUCCGGAGGAGAAAGGGGAGAUGAACUUUGAGACAGCCGUGAGGGUGGUGUCUGAGGAAGAAGAGCGGCAAAAAUCUGUGUCCGUUUUCCAGGUACUGAUACCGGUGCUCGGUUCUGAAGUAUCACUAUCGCAUGGUAUGCCAUACGCAGAGCGCGUCCAGGGAAUGAUGGAAGAGCAGAAAAUCGAUCUUGCAAAUAGACUCACCUCAGACUACGGAAUGAAGGGUACUUACAGGCCCCUACUGUCACAGCCCGAGGAUGUGGAGAUGGAGAUUGUGUCUUAUUCCAGUUCAUCUGAUGUACUAAUCGAACCAUACGUCCCAACCUUGUUGGGAAAGAACCGAGGAGAAACAUUUGAGUCUGAAAUUGACAUUCUAAAUGGCGAAAAGCAAAACACGGACGACACACAGACUGCAAAGGAAAAGAAGACUAGGACUGCCGCCGAUGAUAAUCGUAACUCAAAUACCUCUGCAGCACAGAGGGAUGUCAUCUCAGAUGGGAGAGUUAGCUCACCAUUGAGUCACGAGGACUCGCAGCAGCUGGGCGUGGACACGCAAGGCGCUGGAAUACCAGAGGAACCCAAAAAGGCACUUAUAAUAGCGUUUACGCUUGGACGUGGGGAAUUUGCAACUAUGCUGAUUCGCGAACUGACGGGUCAGAAUAGUUCUACAGCGAAUCAAAAGGCACUGCAGAAAGCCAUCCGCGAAGACGAGCGUGGCUAA
This is a messenger RNA of Chondrus crispus (carragheen), 2211 nucleotides long. RefSeq lists its product as hypothetical. The transcript has a single exon. Lineage: Eukaryota; Rhodophyta; Florideophyceae; Gigartinales; Gigartinaceae. Gene Ontology annotation, cellular component: nucleus. The record is from RefSeq and is a predicted model, not a curated record. Gene Ontology annotation, molecular function: RNA binding; pseudouridine synthase activity. Gene Ontology annotation, biological process: pseudouridine synthesis. Bases 1 to 2211 code for a protein of 736 amino acids.